AUGGGGAAACCGUAUCAUCAUCUGGUUGGAUCACGUUUUGUUCCCAAUGAUCUAGUGCUGGUGAGGCAACUUCGCAACAUGGUGGAGAGGAAGCAGAGCAGUGUAGGCAUAACAACUAUGGACGUCUACCAAGCCGAGCCGUGGCUUCUUCCUCACGUAAGCAAUCCUCUUUUCAAGAAGAAGGAAUGGUACUACUUUGUUCCGAAAUUUCGUGACAAGAGAUCAAGCCGGAGUGUACCAGGAAGAGGAGGAAGCAAAGCUGGCUUUUGGAGAAGCGGCGUCACGAAAAUAGAAAUCAAGGACGGAAAUAAAAUCAUUGGUUACAAGAAGCCUCUUACGUACCACACCUUAGUGCAUGGAAAAGCCAAGCCUACCGAUUGGCGCAUGACCGAGUAUUACAGAGUUGACGAGGGCUUCCAAAAUUUGGUCUUGUGUCUGAUCCGAGACAAGACAAAGACGAAAGUGGACAAACGCAUUAACCAUGUUCCUCAAACUCAGACUCAGCCUGGGCCUCAUUCGCAAUAUCAACUUCAGCCUCAGCCUCAGGUGGCGGCGGAGAACACCAACAACAUCCUACCGAACCAAUUAGUGCAUAAAGAGGCUGAUUUUACCGGGUUUGCUGAGGAGCUUGAGACGAUAAUGCUAGAGGGACAAGAAGAACGUGACGCUAAAAAAGAAGCUGAUUUAACCGGUUUUGCUGAUGAACUUGAGACGAUAAUGCUAGAGGGACAAGAAGAUCGUGACAUUAAUGAACAACAACAAGAAGAAGAGAUACCGAUGAUUCCUCUGGGGCAGAUCCACGAAAACAACAAGAACGUCAUGAUGUCGAAUCAACAAGUGCAAGAAGAGGCGGCUGAUCUAACCGGUUUUGCUGAUGAGCUUGAGACGAUAAUGCUAGAGGGAGAUGGUGACGCUACUGAACAAGUAUGCGAGAGGGAGAGAAAGAUCGUGUUAUUCAACUGCAACAACAACAGUUNAAGAAGAGAUACCGCAGAUCCACGACAAAACAACAACGUCAUGAUGUCGAACCAACAAGUGCAAAAAGAAGCUGAUUUAACCGGUUUUGCUGAUGAACUUGAGACGAUAAUGCUAGAGGGACAAGAAGAUCGUGACAUUAAUGAACAACAACAAGAAGAAGAGAUACCGAUGAUUCCUCUGGGGCAGAUCCACGAAAACAACAAGAACGUCAUGAUGUCGAAUCAACAAGUGCAAGAAGAGGCGGCUGAUCUAACCGGUUUUGCUGAUGAGCUUGAGACGAUAAUGCUAGAGGGAGAUGGUGACGCUACUGAACAAGUGCAAGAAGACGCUGGUUUAGCCGGUCUUGCUAAUGAGCUUGAUAUGCUGAUGCAGAUGCGAGAGGGAGAGAAAGAUCGUGUUAUUCAACUGCAACAACAACAGUUAUACGAAGAGACGCAGAGCGGCAACAAUGAUGUGAUACAUCCUCCUCCGAUGCACAACAACAGCAACAACGACAUCAUGACGAGGCUAGGGGGACAAGAACAAGGUGAAUUCACUCAGCAGCAACAAAGACAACUAGAAGAAGUGAUACCGAUUCCUCCUCCGAUGCACAACAACAACAACGACGUCGUCAUGAUGAAGUGGGGGCAUGAAUUGAUUGACAUAGAGGAAUUCCUGAUGAAAGAUAACGAAGGCGAAGACGUCACCGAACAAGAAGAGCGAUUUCAACUGCUGGUGCAACCGAUUUAUCAAGCUCAAGAAUGGAUGCAACUCGUGGGUGAUCAAGAAGAUGAUACGAUGAUGAUGAUAGACAAUCCUAACAAUGCCCAAGCGUUGGGGAAUUAUGAGUUUACUAGUAUUAAUUCCGUACUACGUACGAUCCAAACAUAA
Messenger RNA from Camelina sativa (false flax), 1848 nucleotides. Lineage: Eukaryota; Viridiplantae; Streptophyta; Magnoliopsida; Brassicales; Brassicaceae. The record is from RefSeq and is a predicted model, not a curated record.